This is a messenger RNA of Etheostoma spectabile (orangethroat darter), 1589 nucleotides long. RefSeq names its product D-beta-hydroxybutyrate dehydrogenase, mitochondrial-like. Gene Ontology annotation, cellular component: intracellular membrane-bounded organelle. NCBI's taxonomy places the organism in Eukaryota, Metazoa, Chordata, Actinopteri, Perciformes, Percidae. Gene Ontology annotation, molecular function: oxidoreductase activity. Gene Ontology annotation, biological process: steroid metabolic process. The record is from RefSeq and is a predicted model, not a curated record.
UAAGAAACGGCCUGUUGGACAGCAGAGUCGUUCUCUUGGGAUCCCAUGACAACCUGAACUGAUUGUUAAUGAGCUGUUGCUGUGACUGGGGAAAUGUUAUGCAGACACCAGACACUCUCCAGCCGCUGUGGUCCACAGACCCUCCACCAGACUAGACCAGCAUGGACACCCUCUUCUUCAUCGGCCAGAUCAUCGGCGUGGGCUCCGUCUUCGUCCUCCUCUUCUUCGUCCUCGCCCAGCUGGUGUCCCACGUCGGCCGGGGGCUGGACGGCCGCGGCCGCGCCGUGCUGGUGACCGGCUGCGACAGCGGCUUCGGACACCAGCUGGCCCGGGCUCUGGACCAGAAGGGCUUCGUGGUGUUCGCCGGGUGUCUGUCUCCAGAGGGGCCCGGGGCCCAGAGUCUGGCCCGGCAGAGCUCCAGGAACCUGAGGGUCCUCCAGCUGGACGUCACCAGGGAGGAGGAGGUGCUGCAGGCCAAGAAGGUGGUCCACGACAACCUGCCAGACAAAGGCCUCUGGGCGGUCGUGAACAACGCCGGCAUCUCCGACUGGGCCGAGAUCGAAUGGAGCUCCAUCGCAGACUUCCAGAACAUGGUGGACAUCAACCUGUUCGGCGCCAUCAGGACCACGUUGGCGUUCCUGCCUUUGAUCCGUGAAGCCAAAGGACGCAUGGUUUACAUGUCGAGCAUCUUCGCCUUCUUCAACUGCCUGAACAUGGCGGCGUACAGCGUGUCCAAGAGAGGCCUGGAGGCGUUCGCUGACUGCCUGCGGGUGGAAAUGGACAGUUUUGGUGUGAAGGUAUGGGAACGAUGCGUGAGCCCGGGGAACUUCGGCCGAGCCACCAAUCUGAAGAUGAAGACCGCCCUGGACAUCUGGGAGAAACUAGACGCUGAUCGCAAGCUCCUCUUCAACCAGCAGUACAUGGAGCUGGCCAACGAGUACUUCAUGUCCACGUGCAGUUCUGGUUUCCAGAACGCCGACAUGGUCAUCGACGCCAUGCUGCACGCCCUCACGUCGGCCCGGCCCAAGCGCCGAUACCUCCUGGUCUCGGCCACGGACGCGGUCUUCUUCCGGCUCUUCCCCUUCCUCCCCACCGCCCUCACCGACGCCGUGUUCUCUCUCAGCUCCAUCUACGCCAAGAGAAGAGAGAUGCUCUACGCUAAGCAAGAAAGACUCCAGGGGUAAGGUGGGAGAAGCAGGGCCCUGUAGCCCCCCCUGUAGGCCCCCCCCCCACACAGCUACUCAUUCUAGCAUCUUUUUGGGCCCCGGGUACUCGGUACUCGGCCCCCUUUCCACCCCUGGGUGGAGGCGCCUGCAUGCAGCACGGUGGCUAAGUGGUUAGCGCUUCUUCCUCACAGCGAGAAGGUUCUCGGUUCGAGUCCAGGUCGUCCCGGGCCUUUCUGGGUGGAGUUUGCGUGUCGUGGGUUUCCUCCGGGUGCUCUGGUUUCUUCCCACCCUAGAGACGUGCAUGCUGGGUAACAUUGGCUAACACUGGCACGUUUACAGAAAUGUUGAUUAAUGUGCAUUGUCCCAAUCAAAUAAAUAAAUAUCCAAUUAAUAUUUACUGGCCAUAUAAUGGUGGUAGUGUGU